Molecule: messenger RNA, 1634 nt
Organism: Cyprinus carpio (common carp)
Lineage: Eukaryota; Metazoa; Chordata; Actinopteri; Cypriniformes; Cyprinidae
Product: ADP-ribosylation factor-like protein 4C
Biological process (GO): endocytic recycling; intracellular protein transport
Cellular component (GO): cytoplasm
Molecular function (GO): GTP binding; GTPase activity
Source: RefSeq, a predicted model, not a curated record
GGAGUUUCUCCAAUGUGAGGAGCAGCUGCUGCAGGGCCACUGCUGGAUUCCAUUCAUUACCAUACAUUCGCUUGUGUCCAUCACCGCAUGAGUAGACGCGUUCAUCUUAUGCCUAGAAGAGAUUUCUGAUGACAUUCAUUCAUCGCUAGUGUGGACGAGCGCCGUUAGGAGCGAUUUUCAUCAGUUGCGGUGGUAAUGUUGAUGUGAGCUGUUACUGCGGAGACUCUCCGCUCAUAGAGGAGUGUUUACCGAUCACAAGCUGAUCUCACGCGCACUGCAAUGAUCGCUUCAUCACAUUCAGUCUGAAUCUGGACGAAUCUCUGGUGCCGAGGGGACUGCACUGGUUUUACCCCUGCUAACGAGGAGAUCAAAAUGGGGAACAGUUUCUCCAACAUAUCUGCGUUUCAGUCCCUCCAUAUAGUGAUGCUUGGUUUGGACUCUGCAGGGAAAACGACGGUCCUUUACAGACUGAAAUUCAACGAGUUUGUCAACACUGUGCCUACAAUAGGAUUCAACACGGAGAAAAUCAAGCUGAGUAACGGCACGGCCAAAGGAAUAAGCUGUCAUUUCUGGGACGUUGGUGGGCAGGAGAAACUCCGGCCCUUGUGGAAAUCUUACAGUAGGUGCACGGAUGGCAUUAUUUAUGUGGUGGACUCUGUAGACGUGGAUCGACUGGAGGAGGCCAAGACGGAGCUGCAUAAAGUCACCAAAUUCGCUGAAAACCAAGGAACGCCGCUGUUGGUCAUAGCUAAUAAACAGGACCUGCCGAGAUCUCUGUCUGUGGCGGAUAUAGAGAAGCAGCUGGCGCUCCAGGAGCUCACGCCUGCCACCACGUACCACAUCCAACCGGCCUGUGCCAUCAUCGGCGAGGGGCUGCACGAAGGCAUGGACAAACUGUACGAGAUGAUAGUCAAACGACGAAAAAGCCUCAAACAGAAGAAAAAGCGAUAACUCCCUACAAAGCCUGCACCUGCCUUUUUCCAUUGCUGAUGGCCUGAGUCACUGGGUUUGCCAUUUCAACGUUGCACUGUUGACAUUCAUCGGAAUGGUUGUUUGUUGUCGAGUUGGAUUUAUGUUGCAUGUGAUCGUGAUGGCGGAGGUGAACCAAAAAAUAAUAAUAAUAAAAAAAAAAAUGUAAAUGAUUUGUUUAAAAUAAAAGGGCUGGUCCCGAUUAAGCUGCCAUUAAUUUGCAUAGCCUGGUCGUCCGUUUGAAGGAGUUCUCUACUGAAGCACUGUGAAAAACGCUGUGACAUUUCAUGGAAUGCUUGAUAUCUCAUUUUGACUCAUAUGGAAUAUAUAGUAAACUUCUAAGAACAUUAUCAAGAACUGUAGCUUCAAAAUCCCAGAAUGAAUCUGGGGUUUGAGGACCUUGUAAUUUACAAAAUGACUGUAACUUCAGUGGGCCUGAGUAUAUGAGGCCUCAUGAAGACGUCUAGAUUUACAGGAACUCUGAAGAACACUCUGAAGUGAUGGACUGUAGGCAUUGCCUGAUACACGGUCCACCUCUAAGCACUUUUUUCAUACCAAGAUAGUAGUGAACAAAACACUGUAGAUCAGAUAUUAUACUGUCAGUGUGUUACAAAGUCAAGAUGAAUCCUGAAGUAUUUUUCAAUUAAAAUGUGUAUUAAAGCAAA